Messenger RNA from Carica papaya (papaya), 2373 nucleotides. Its product is annotated as aspartate/glutamate/uridylate kinase family protein. NCBI's taxonomy places the organism in Eukaryota, Viridiplantae, Streptophyta, Magnoliopsida, Brassicales, Caricaceae. The record is from RefSeq and is a predicted model, not a curated record. Gene Ontology annotation, molecular function: UMP kinase activity. Gene Ontology annotation, biological process: UDP biosynthetic process. Gene Ontology annotation, cellular component: cytoplasm.
UCUAACUCCGCCAAACCUAACCGCAAAGCACGCACAAAUACCGUACUACAAUAAACGAUGUCCGAUUGCGACUCUUACCCGUCCGGGUCACACCCACGUGCCGGUUCAAUUCGCCAUUUACUUAACGGAACCGUCACAAUUCGUUACGGCCCAUCCUUUCCAAACUCACGGCAUUCUCCUUCCGUCACGACACGCCUCCUCACUUCCUUCAAACGUUCCAUCCGCUCCCGCUAACGUCGCCGUUCAAGCUCGAACCCUAACCCUAACGUCUCUCAACCCCUAAAUGGCGUCCUGUGACGACGAUUUCUCUCUCCUCGGUGAGGACCAAACAAACCCUAACCACCACCAUCACCACCACCACGUUCUCCACCAAACCUACGCGACUCACCGCUUCAAUUCGAAGCCCACCGCGAUCCAUGCGCCGCCACCGCCACUCACCUCCAAGGAUCUCAGCGAUCAACAAGAAGAGGAUGACGACGAAGGCGGCGAAGACGACGUCGUCGUUGACACUGCCUCCGCUUUUCACGGAGUCAAUCCUUUUUCUGCCGAUGCGACCUCCGAUCCGUUUGAAAACAACGGCGCAGAUCCAAACAGAUCCAUGAUUGUUGAUACACGGACGGGAAAGAGGCAAAAUCAGGAAGAGCUCAGUGAUGGAGGAACAGGAACAGAAGCUGGAGCUGGUCCAUACGGUUUUAAGAAACCGAAACCUUCAUCCGUUAACGAGUACAGGAAACAGGAAGAGUGGAGCGAUGCGGCAAUCGCGUGCCUCUUGGAUGCGUACACGGAGAAGUUCACACAGCUGAACAGGGGGAACUUGCGGGGGAGGGACUGGGAGGAGGUGGCGGCUUCGGUGAGCGAGAGGUGCGAGAAGCAGACCAAGAGCGUGGAGCAGUGCAAGAACAAGGUUGAUAACCUUAAGAAGCGGUACAAGUUGGAGAGGCACAGAAUGAGCAAUGGCGGCAUCUCCGCCAGUCACUGGCCUUGGUUUAAGAAGAUGGAGGAGAUCGUCGGCAACUCGUUACCCAUGAAGGCUGCUACAGAUGAAGAGAAGAGCGCUGGUUCAUCCGGGACUCCAGCUAGGCAAUCUAAGAGAUAUGCUAUGACAACAGUGAAUCCAGGAUUCCAGGUAACUAACAUCAAAGCCAAAUCAACACCAACCCCUAGAUGGCGUAGAGUUCUUUUCAAAAUUAGUGGUGCUGCUCUUGCUUGCACUGGUCCUAACAACAUUGACCCAAAGGUGGCAAUGUUGAUUGCCAAUGAAGUUUCAAUUGCUUGUCGUCUUGGAGUAGAGGUAGCCAUAGUUGUUGGAAGUCGUAAUUUCUUUUGUGGAGAUGCAUGGGUCACUGCAACUGGUUUGGACAGAAGCACUGCUUACCAAAUUAGUAUGAUGGCAUCCGUGAUGAAUUCUAUAUUGCUUCAAUCGUCAUUAGAGAAGAUGGGUGUCCAGACACGUCUACAAACUUCAUUUUCUGUUUGGGAGGUUGCAGAACCAUACAAUCGGCAGAGGGCCAUCCGGCAUCUAGAAAAAGGCAGAGUGGUAAUAUUUGGAGGCAUUGGGGCUGCCACUGGAAAUCCUCUAUUUUCAACUGAUACAGCUGCAUCUCUUCGAGCCUCAGAGAUUCACGCAGAGGCAGUCCUCAAGGGUACUAACGUAGAUGGUGUAUAUGACUGCCACUCCCAGGACAGCAAUGCAACAUUUGAGCAUAUCUCUUUCAGGGAGUUGGUCUCCAGGGGUGUCACAUCUAUGGAUGCAAUGGCUUUAAACUUUUGUGAAGAGAACAGAAUUCCAGUUGUUGUGUUUAAUCUCCUCGAAACGGGAAACAUUUCAAAAGCUUUGUGUGGAGAGCAAGUUGGUACACUGAUUGAUCAAACUGGAAGGAUUAGCUAGUUUGUGAAGUCCAUCUGGUACAUAACCAGGCUUUUGAACUCCCGAUGCUAUAUGAUAAAUUCCUGCUAUUGGACAGAAAGUGAAGAUUAGUGGGGAGCCGAAUCCAGGCUGCUGCUCUCUUUUCCAAGCAUAGUAUGAGUUUUCAAAGCUCAGGAUUUGCUAUUUGUGACCCUACAUGAGACGGGUGGACAAGAGGUUCUAACUUGUACUGCUGAUUAACAGAAUUAGUGUAUGAUUGACAUUUUCCUUCACAUAAUGGUCCCAUGUGUUGUUAUUAUUUGUAAAUUAUAUUGAUUAAUCAGAAGCAUUAGUUAUUUGAGGCUUGGUUCUGCAAUCUGCAGAGGGAUUGGAAGAAUUUAGCGUGGUGGUAAUGUUAUACUGAAAUUCUGGGGGGCAGGUUUUGAGAUGGAAGGCCAUAACAGAGUGGUGGAUAUGAUGAUUUAUGUUGGAAUUCAUAUUCAAAAAUAACUUUUAACACUUUUGAA